AACAGUCAAAAACGUCAAACAGGAAACAGAUGAUAUUUGAACGAUCCCGGAUUUCCACGAUUUUCCGGAAUUAAAAGUUGUAUUGACAAUAAAAUAAUCUAAGAUAACAUAUGCCAGUGAAAGUAUAUAAAUGUAGCAAACGGAAAACUAAUAAACUAUAGUGUUCAAAUUAGCUUGCAAGUUUUUUCAACGUUUUUCGUUCACCCAAUUGGUUUUAUUAGUUAUUUUGCUGGGCCCCCUAAUCCUAAUGUUAAAAAAUAUUAUUGUGCUAUGUUUGGCGUUUUUCCACAGCUCAGGUAUGAAAUACAACGAGAACACUAAUAGAUGGGAAGGUAAUUGGUUUCCACAUUCACCCAAUGAGUUGGACCAAAAUCCAGUGGUCCAACUUAAAGGAUCCAACAAUGUGGAUAACAAACACGGAGUUAUUAUGGGUAUACGAAACCCUGAAUGUGACGAUGCAAAAACGAAUUUAACAUUAGAUUGGGACAUGAAUCCGACGAAUUAUACAUGUUUUGGUGGGAAAGACUUAUACGAGCCCAACAGUUAUAUCCAUCCCGUUCAUAGUUAUGAAUAUAUACCUGCAUCAUACAAUGCACAACACAAAUGUAUGGAUGAAUCAAUAGAAUACAGCGAAAUUGUUCCUACAUUUGGAACACACCGUCCUCUUUGGCCGAAAUAUGGCGAAUACAAAUUUGUUCCUAGACAGCGUUGGAUUCAUAAUUUAGAACAUGGCGCAGUCGUGAUGCUUUAUCAUCCAUGCGCGAAUAAAAACGAAGUUAAUUUACUUAAGGAGAUAGUUAGGGGAUGUUUGUUUAAACAUGUUAUAACGCCAUAUAAUCUCUUAAGUCCUAAUAGGCCUUUAGCGUUAUUAACGUGGGGACAUCGUUUAGAAAUGUCCAAAAUUUCCAAAAGCCUAGUCGUAAGAUUUAUACGAGACCAUGCCCAUCGAGGACCCGAAGAUACUUUUAAAGAUGGCCAAUACGAUUUUUAUCUUACUCGUCCGGCGAAAAUCGUUAGCGGCUUCAAAGAUUCCAACUUGUGCCCAACCGAACGAGAUAUUAUGAAGUAACAUGUAUCUUUAGAUAGGAAAUUAUUGCAAACAAUUAUCUAAUUAGUAGGUAUUUAACCAAUGUUUAGUUAUAAUUCAAAUGAGGGAAAACGAUAUAGCAGGAAUAUGUCUUUUGGAGAAAAUUUGUUUAUAUAUUUAAUGUUUAUUAUUGUUUUUUUUAUAUUUCAAUUAUUGUAGUUCAUAUAUAUUUCUGUAUUUCAUUAAUCUGUUAUUUACCACAGUCAAUUGAAGUUUCAGAUUUUACAACUUAGCCAAUUUCUGUAAAGUUUAAAUCUUUGUUGCUUUUUUGAAGAGGCGGAAAAUAUCAAAUAGGAGGAUAAUUAUUUAAUCGAUAAUCCACAAAUAAUGUUAUUAGCAUAUAUUAAAAACCAACGAGGGAAAAGUAGAAAAAUCUAUUACAGAGUUUUUAGUUAGUCCUAACUUUUAGAGGUGUCGUUUGCAAUGCUCUGAAUCAUGUGCCGUGUAAAUCCAGUUUGUUAUAACCCUCGUAACAACAUCCAUCCACCAUGUACUCUAUUUAAUCUCAUUUGCAAUCUCAUUCAUUCUCAACAUGUGUUCAGCCUAGUUCCACUUCAUGUGUGUAAGCCUUUCUACAUAAUCGAUUCUUGUUCUGGCUCUUAUAAUGUCACCUGUAACUAUAUUAUUAUUAAUCUCAACGUUGACAGCUUCACGGCUUGCUGAGUAUUUUAAUAUUUUCUACAGAUAUUUUAGUAAGUGUUAAAAGGGCUCCUGUAGAUAUUCGUUGUUUCACCGGAUAGCGGAUCAUCAAUAAACAGAGAUUCAUGUACACAUAGUUGGAGUACUACUUCCGUCAGUUUUCUGUCACUAUACAGAUCAACUUUCUACAUAACAUAUCAUUAACUCCAUAUCAAUAUUCUGCAUUGCUAAUUUCAAGUAAUAAACAGGUAUAAAACAAUCAAUUUCUAGAAAGGGGACGAUAGGUUCUGUAACAUCUACAUACACAUAUCAAUACAAUAACGUAGCUGAUCUCACAUUUUGCAGCGGACCAAUGCACUUGAAUUUCAUCAGCGGACCGGUAUCCAAUUUAUGGCAACAGAUCCAAGCAUGCCUGUGAGUCCGAUAAAAAAAACACGAUGAUUCAUUGUGGGGUCGAAAUAAUGGAUUUCUACACGAGACUUAACUCUGGCCUUUUGAUUUUAAAAUGUUUAUUUCUUCAUAUGUUACUAAAACAUGGCCAACUUACCAAUAUAUACUAAUUUCUAUUUAUUUUCCAUUACACAUAUAGUGGAAAACUGCUGACUCUUGACUACUUCACAUUGUCUUGGAUUUUCGAUUAGUCCUGAAUAUUAAAUUCAGUUGGAUUUGUUUUUAGAUAAUAAGUAAUACAAUUAAAAACUAAGUAAACAAUGCAAUUAAUAGACGAAACUUCAGUAGAACUUUAUAUAGAUUAAGAAUUUUUAACCUAGCAAUCGAAAAUGUUCAUUGUGAGCCUUUUUGUACAACUACUAUAAACAUUCAUUAUAAUACAUAUGUUGUAAUGUCAGUAAAACCUGUCCCCGCAGUGGGGAUUUCUUGCAAAAUAUAAGCAUGUCAUAAAUAUUAAAUGUAUCUUCAGCAUUAUUGAUUUCUUAGAUAACUGAAAAUGUGUUUUAUUUAUUUAGGGCCGGUUGUUCUAACGCUAAUCAAGAAGUUAAUUAUAAUCAAGUCCCCUUAACAACCAUCAAAUAACAAAAUCCGUUGUUCGUACGCCGAUCAGUUGAUUGUAAUUAAUUAUGUUAAUUAUCAUUAUGAUAAUUAACAUAAUUGAUUGAUUAAUUAAUUAUUGAUUAUUAAUUAACAUAACAAUUAUUAACAUAUUUGAUUAACUAAUCAUAAUCUCAUAAUUGUAAUCAGUUAUGUUUUCAGCAACCCAAUCAAAGUUGACAUUGACAGUUGGUUACGGUAAUUAAAUAUUUGAUAAUGAUCAGUUGAUUCCAUUUUUGAUUAGUGUUCGAACAACCGGCCCUAAAGUUAUUACUUUUCUCUAUUGCUCUGGAAUUAUUCAUUCCCUCAUAAAAUUACAAGGUAGAGACGACAGACAGAUAGCUGUAGUCUAGCAAACAAAAAAUGAAAUUAGUCAUCCAAAGCCACGCGUCUUAACUACUCCAAAGUAGCCGGAACCACAUGUCAAUAAUGAAUAGGGAUGUUCACUAAUUUUUAAAUAUAGUUAAAUUCAAUAGAUUAUAAGGUAUAUAAAAACGUAGCAAUCAUAAAACUGUUUAAAAAUGUAUAUUUUUAAGAUAAAUGAGUUCAUAAUGUUGAUUUUCUUGGAGGCUAGAAAAACGGGACCCUGCAGCGAGGCUACGGUCUGUGACGUCAGCAGUCGUAUCGUCUUUGAUUGACGACUAGUUUUGUAUACUUAUUUACGAAGUGUAUUUGAAUGUGUGCAGUUCUUUACGUAUUUAAUUAGUAAAAAUAAUACCAAAUAAGUGGUGUUUUAUUUCUUGGUGUGUAAAUACCUCUAAAAACAAUUCUGACAAGAUUUUUAUUACAAUUCCAGAUCAUUUAAAUCGUAAAAAAGAACUAUGUACCUAUCAAUAAAAACCAAGUUUUUCUCUUGCGACGAUCACUUCUUUAUUGUAAGUUAUGGAUCUUUUCGUAAAUAAAUGAGUUUUUAAAUAAGUACAUACUCAUUUUUACCCAAUUCUAUAUGUUUUAGAUUUAAGUUAGCUUGGUUAUAAAAAAAUAAAUUAUAAAAAUUCUUAAUACCUACAGGCGAAAACUUCGUAUUUUGGACUUCUAAAUAACUGUUUUUAAAUAUCCAGGCAACGAAAUGGGUUAGCAAAAAACAUUUUUACAAAAAUAAAAAGUAGCUACCUAGUUUAUGAUCUUUCAAUUUGUCUGGAGGUUUAAAAGACUUGGUGUCUAUAACGUAGUAAUGAAGUACAUAUUUAUUACCGACAGCCCCUAUAAACUAGACAUCAUUUAAAUUAGUAGGGCAAAAUCUGGGGCAAAUGCUAUUUAAACACUAUUUAAAUGCAUUAAUUUUUUCGAAUCCUGAGAAAACUAAUAAAUAUUUUUGAUCAAUUUAAACGCAGAAUUAAAGAUUACAUUAUUACUGAGGGCCGAAAGUCCGUUAGAAUAAACAAAAAGUUUCCUUUGAAUGAAAUAUUUGAAAUUAAAAAUCACACUAAAUUUUCUCUUUUUUUUUCACCCCUGUACCUUAUUAAAAUAAACAUUCCACUACUCUGUGGUUGAUUUAUUUCUUUACAAGAUCACAAGAAAUCAGACACCAUUCACCAUUGUUACAUGUACAGUAGGUAGGUUAAACAAAUCAGCUAUUUUAAAACCUUUCAUUUUAUUUAUUUGUACUACCCAAAAUAUGUCCUUAGAAACAGUCUAUCCACUUUAAACUAAGCAAAUUCACCAUAAAACUCCACGUUAGCCCUGAUAAAACAAUAAGAGAACAAAACGCCCCAACCUCUUAUCUAUGGAACAAAAUACAAAAUAAAAUGACCUGAACUAACGUCAAACAGGUACCUAAAGAAUAACACUGUGGACAUGGCGCGCGCUGGGUAUACGACUAGUGACGUCAGAAGCGUUUUCUUGAAAUUUAAAAUAAUGCUAGAUUUCUAAUGAAGUUUUUUCAUAGACAGGCUUUUUUAAUUUCCUUAAUAUUUUAGACAAUUAUUCCUAGGGUGUUUCUUAAUCGUUUUACAUGUUUAAAAUGACAAAUUUUUUGUGAACAUUCCUAUUAUACAACACACAGUGUACUUAUAACUCUGAGAAAACUAAAUAUUAUACUGACCAUAUUAUUAUAAUAGCAAUAGCAAAACGAUGCGAUAAAAUAAGUGAUCAUGCUAAAGGUGGUCCAGAUUACUCGUGCUCGUGCUCGUACUAAGGCUUUUACUUGUGACUUGUCUAUAUGUGUACGUCGCGACGAGCCGGAGUCAGAGCAGCGCAAGCCUCACAAGUAAGAUACCCGCAAGGUUCCGGCGGGUGUCGGUACAUCAAAGGAAAUCGCGUAAGCUUGAGAGUUUAUUUUAACGGAAAUUUUCGCGUUUUGUGUACUUAUGUGACUUAUAUUAAUCGGGUGUGCAUAUCGUGCAGGUUUAUGUUUAAAAUGCAGUGGAAUAACGAUAGUGUGAUUGAUUUAAUAAAGCUGUAAGAAAAACACGCAGUUUUGUAGGACAGUACUAAUAAAUUUCAUAAAAUCGUAAAUAAAAAGAACGAUGCAUGGAAGGAAAUAUCCCAGGAACGGAAUAUAGAUGUGUAAGAGAUUAAACGCAAAAUCACUUCACUACUGGUAACUUACAGAAAGGCACGUCAAAGAGUUGCCCAAAAUAAUAAAUCAGGAAUAGGAACCGAUGAAUUGUAUUCUCCCUGGUUUGCCUUUAAACAUUUUCGUUUUUUGCACAUGAAAUAUCAGCCUACUUCAUCAAGUUGAUAAAGUAAUGCAUACCUCUGGCACAAUAAGCGAAAUUGACUGCUUGGAAAACUUAAACAAAAAGCGUAAGCUGGUGUACGAAUCACCUGAGGCUAAAUAUCGUAGCGUUACAGCUAAUCGUUCUUUUACAGGAAUUGCUUUUCGAAAUGUUGUGUUUUUCUGAAUGAUUUUUGGACCAAUUAAAGUCAUCAGUUCUUCAAAAUUACUAGACGACAUUCUACAGAAUGUAUGAAAGUGGAGAUUUUCAACACUAAGUAAGUUACUUCCACUGUAUUCGCUUCGACUUUUAAACAGUGACGUCAUCCACCACCGUCUUUUUUUCUCAUUUUCGAUUUUUUUAACAGAGAAUAUAUAUCACAAUAAAAGCCUCGCUGGCUGCCGCAAGCUCGUCCUCUUCCAUUGGAACCGCCGGAGUACAAGUAUUUUUCCACUGAACAAGUCUAUGUGGACGGUCAAGUGAAAGUAAGGACAAGUACAAUAAGCUUCACGAGCUCCAAGUAGAAGUACGAGUAGUCUGGACGCACCUUUAUAUGACUCAUUUUAUUUUUUAUUUGCUGGAGUAACCUAAUUAGCUGUAACUUGACCUAAUCUGAGUCUAAUAUAUGUAAUUAGUUAAGUAUUAUGAUUUUUUUAAAUAUAUAUGUUACCGUUAAAA
This is a messenger RNA of Diabrotica virgifera virgifera (western corn rootworm), 6111 nucleotides long. RefSeq lists its product as uncharacterized. Gene Ontology annotation, cellular component: cytoplasm. The record is from RefSeq and is a predicted model, not a curated record. The coding region runs from base 248 to 1069 and encodes 273 amino acids. NCBI's taxonomy places the organism in Eukaryota, Metazoa, Arthropoda, Insecta, Coleoptera, Chrysomelidae. The transcript has 6 exons.